AAUUCAUUUUCUUUUAGCUGAAUCUCGCUCCCUCAUCCACGGCGGCGCCUCCCCAAUCAGAUUUCUCUUCCCUUCUCUCUCUCACACACAAAAAUACUCAAAAAUAAAAACACACUUCAAAAUCGAGAAAUGGCCGUGUUACAGACGAAUUUCCUGCAAUGCCCUUUGGCUUCAAUUUCAUCUUUCUCGGCAUCACCUUCUUCUGCAAUUAAUCGCGUUUCUGUAAAAUUUAUGGUUUCUUGUUGUUCCGUUGCGUCGCCAAUUACUCUAGUCAACGGAAAUGUAGAUAACAGGCCAUCCGAGAGAAACGAAGUUCGGCUCGGGUUGCCGAGUAAAGGCCGAAUGGCAACGGAUACUCUCGAACUUCUCAAGGAUUGCCAAUUAUCAGUGAGGCAGGUGAAUCCACGACAAUAUGUAGCUGAAAUUCCUCUGCUUCCAAAUUUAGAAGUUUGGUUUCAACGGCCAAAAGACAUUGUGAGAAAAUUGGUUUCUGGAGAUUUAGACCUUGGUAUUGUCGGUCUUGAUACAGUUUCAGAAUAUGGGCAGGGGAAUGAAGAUCUUAUCCUUGCCCAUGAUGCUCUUGAGUACGGAGAUUGUCAUUUAUCUUUAGCAAUACCCAAGUAUGGCAUUUUUGAGAACAUAAACUCUUUGGAAGAGCUAGCACAGAUGCCACAAUGGACUCCUGGAAGACCUCUGAGAAUUGCUACUGGCUUCACAUAUUUGGCUCCAAAGUUUAUGAAAGAUAAUGGAUUGAAGCAUGUCACUUUUUCAACAGCUGAUGGAGCCCUGGAAGCAGCUCCUGCAAUGGGAAUAGCCGAUGCUAUUGUGGACCUUGUGAGCAGUGGAACCACAUUGAGAGAAAAUAAUUUGAAAGAAAUUGAAGGUGGACUUAUCGUGGAAAGUCAGGCUGUCCUUGUUGCUAGUAGAAAAUCAUUGACCCAGCGAAAAGGCGUGCUUGAUAUAACUCAUGAAAUGCUUGAAAGACUGGAGGCACAUUUGAGGGCUGCUGGUCAAUUCAUGGUAACAGCCAACAUGAGGGGAAGCUGUGCAGAGGAAGUGGCUGAGCGAAUACUAAGCCAAACAUCUUUAUCUGGGUUGCAGGGACCAACUAUCAGCCCAGUUUUUUGUAAACGUGAUGGGAAGGUGUCAGCAGAUUAUUAUGCCAUAGUUAUUUGUGCUCCAAAGAAAGAACUUUACAAGUCUGUUCAGCAGCUUAGGGCGAUUGGAGGUAGUGGGGUUCUGAUUUCUCCUUUGACCCACAUCUUCGACGAAGAAACUCCAAGAUGGCGUCAACUUCUUUCGAACUUGGGGAUGGGGUUCUGAUUUCUCCUUUGACCCACAUCUUCAACGAAGGAACUCCGAGUUGGUGCCAACUUCUUUCGAACUUGGAGCUUUAGGCAUAUCCAGUUUACCUUCGUCUCCAAGCAAGCGGGAAUACAGCAAAGCUUUGUGAAAUUGUUUACUUCGAGUUUUUCUUGAUACCUCAAGUUUUUGCGGAUAUAUAUAAUAAUUUUCGAGUUGUGCAAUUAAUUUACUUCCUGUGUGGUAAAACUUGUAGUUACAUUAUACAAGAAACUGGGCACUCAUUUCAGCAUCA
Messenger RNA from Olea europaea var. sylvestris, 1597 nucleotides. Its product is annotated as ATP phosphoribosyltransferase 2, chloroplastic-like. Gene Ontology annotation, cellular component: cytoplasm. Gene Ontology annotation, biological process: L-histidine biosynthetic process. The transcript has 11 exons. Gene Ontology annotation, molecular function: ATP phosphoribosyltransferase activity; magnesium ion binding. Bases 130 to 1323 code for a protein of 397 amino acids. Lineage: Eukaryota; Viridiplantae; Streptophyta; Magnoliopsida; Lamiales; Oleaceae. The record is from RefSeq and is a predicted model, not a curated record.